Messenger RNA from Cinara cedri, 1779 nucleotides. The record is from the annotation of a GenBank genome assembly. NCBI's taxonomy places the organism in Eukaryota, Metazoa, Arthropoda, Insecta, Hemiptera, Aphididae.
AUGGAAGACUACAAAACAAAAACAUAUCAGCAAUUUGAGGAAGACAUGCGAACAACUGUAAUAACUAACACAAGCAUCGUAGAUAUCCUAGGUGAUCUUUUCGAAGAACCUGAAGACUUGGCUAUAGGCCAUUGCCUUUCAAAAAAUUUUGAAAUGUCACGAAGAAUAGCAUUGGAAUUCAGGAGAAGAUUUGGUCAAAUUGAGAAAUUAAAAGAACAGAACAAAUACAUCACAGAAAUUGCACACAUUAAACAUAACGGGCGAUUUCUCUUAUAUAUUAUCACUAAACAACUAUGUCAGCAAAAACCUUAUCUAGACAUAAUGUUUAAAUCUAUCGUUAAUUUACGAACAUUCAGUCAUUGUUUUGGCCUUUGUCCGAGUAAGACGUGUGUUAGCGNAGAAUUGGAAUUCAGGAGAAGAUUUGGUCAAAUUGAGAAAUUAAAAGAACAAAACAAAGAUAUCACAGAAAUUGCACACAUUAAACAUAACGGGCGAUUUUUCAUAUAUAUUAUCACUAAACAACUAUGUCAGCAAAAACCUUAUCUAGACAUAAUGUUUAAAUGUAUCGUUAAUUUACGAACAUUCUGUGAAGAAAAUAAUAUCACAAAAAUUGGACUGCCUAGAAUUGGCAACGGACUCGAAAAUUUAAAUUGGAAAACAGUUCGGUCUAUUAUCAGAUACAUAUUUAAAAAUUCAGGAAUCAAAGUUAUCAUUUACGUCGACAUCGAAUAUUCUGAUGAGGAAAAACUCAAGAUACUUGAAGAAUUUCACAAUUCUCCACUUGGUGGUCAUCAAGGUGUGUCGAGGACUAUCAAAAGAAUCAAACUACACCACUAAUGGAAAGGAUUAAAACAUGACGUGAAGAAAUUUAUAGCUUCAUGUCACUCAUGUCAACAAAAUAAAAGCACGAAUAAAACCAUUAAACAACCUAUGGUAAUUACAACUACAUCCGAAAAACCAUUUGAGAAAGUAUUUCUUGAUAUCGUUGGUCCUCUCACAACAACACACAANAAGGUGUAUCGAGGACUAUCAAAAGAAUCAAACUACACCACCAAUGGAAAGGAUUAAAACAUGACGUGAAGAAAUUUAUAGCUUGAUGUCACUCAUGUCAACAAAAUAAAAGCAUAAAUAAAACCAUUAAACAACCUAUGGUAAUUACAACUACAACCGAAAAACCAUUCGAGAAGUAUUUCUUGAUAUCGUUGGUCCUCUCACAACACACAAAGGUCACUCGUAUAUAUUGACAAUUCAAGACGACUUGACCAAGUUUUCAGCGGCAUUUCCAUUAAUAACUCAUGAUGCAAACUUGGUAGCAAAAACAUUUGUCGAAAGAUUUAUAUGCCAACAUGGCAUACCGGAAUCAAUUGUAACGGACUGUGGGACCGAAUUUAUGAGUAAAAUUUUCAAAGAUUGCUGUACACUACUGCAGAUNUUGGUCCUCUCACAACAACACACAAAGGUCACUCGUAUAUAUUGACAAUUCAAGACGACUUGACCAAGUUUUCAGCGGCAUUUCCAUUAAUUACUCAUGAUGCAAACUCGGUAGCAAAAAUAUUUGUCGAAAGAUUUAUGUGCCAACAUGGCAUACCGGAAUCAAUUGUAACGGACUGUAAGACCGAAUUUAUGAGUAAUAUUUUUAAAGAGUGCUGUAAACUACUGCAGAUAAAGAAGAUGAAUACUACCCCGUAUCAUCAUCAAUCCAAUGGUAACUUGGAAAGGUCUCACCGUACGUUGGCGGAGUAUUUGAGGCAUUACGUGGACAAAAAUCAGACAAAUUGA